Messenger RNA from Candidula unifasciata, 654 nucleotides. The record is from the annotation of a GenBank genome assembly. Lineage: Eukaryota; Metazoa; Mollusca; Gastropoda; Stylommatophora; Geomitridae.
AUGGCGACAGAUGUCGCUACUGACAGAGACUGCGAUGAUUCUCCGGGUCAUUCUUCCAUGUGUUCAUCUAGUGCCCAAGGCAGUUCCGAUCCCCAACCGCCUAAUGUUGUAAACCAAUUUUUGAAGCUGCUGUUAAGGAAGCACAGCAGCGGCGACCUUCACAGCCGAUUAAAAACUAGAAAGCUGUUAGGAGUUGGCGAAACAGACGAUGGAGACAUCCAUAGAUCUAAACUGAGUCAGAUCCUGGGACACAGUGAUCAGUUGUAUAUCAAGCUUCCCUACGGACUGCGGAUAUGGCAAAUUGUCAUGGCGAUCAUGUUCACAAUGACCGGUUUGUGGGCAUUAGUUCUGCCGUCUCAAAUAUUCCAGACACUUGAUACAACCGAAGAUCACAUUACUUCUUUGCCAGUCAGACUCUAUGGUGGUGCUGUACUUAGUCUGUCUGUUGUAUAUUGGAUGACGUUAAACUCACAAGACCGUGAUAUCAUACGCAUGUGUCUGCUCAGCUCAAUAGUGUAUUUUGGCAUUCAGUUCACAGGCAAGUUUUUAAUUACUUAUUUAUGUAUUCAAGCAAUGUCCUAUUGUGCCAUUAUAUGUUACAUAGGGCUGGCAGUCCGGUUCACCAUUCCGAGCGGAAUAAAGUUAAAUUGCUAG